This is a messenger RNA of Olea europaea var. sylvestris, 1077 nucleotides long. RefSeq lists its product as uncharacterized. Lineage: Eukaryota; Viridiplantae; Streptophyta; Magnoliopsida; Lamiales; Oleaceae. The coding region runs from base 1 to 1077 and encodes 358 amino acids. The record is from RefSeq and is a predicted model, not a curated record. The transcript is spliced from 3 exons.
AUGGUUUUAACCCAUGCAGCCGCAUGGUUUAUCCAGUCCGAGGCCAUGUGGCCUCGAUUUUCAGAACAAUAUAGAGAUGGAGCACGGAAGUUUGUAGAACUAGCUUGUGAAACUCUAAAUUCAGAAAUGAUAGGAUGCCCUUGUAUCAAGUGUAGGAAUCUAAAGCAUCACAACUAUGAAAUAGUAUAUGAACAUUUGAUUAUUAAGGGUAUGGAUCCUACGUACACUGAUUGGGUAUUUCAUGGAGAAAAACCAAGUAAAUCAAAUUUGGUCGAUGUAGAAAUGCCUGAGUCAUGUAGGAUGUUUAGGGACUUCUAUACGCAACAUGAUGUAGAUUCUGAAAAUCCUCAUGAUGGAACAGAGGAAGACAUUCAACGUUUAGUUAGCAAUGCGAAAACUCCUUUGUAUCCUAGUUGUAUGGCGUUUACGAAGAUGUCAGCUUCAGUUGCUAUGUUUAAACAUAAAGCUGCACAUGGUUUAUCAGAUAAUGGUUUCAAUGAACUCAUACAUCUUGUGCGGGACAUGUUACCACAAAAUAAUACACUUCCUAACUCAUUUUAUGAGAUGAAAAAACUUGUCAACACAUUUAAUCUUGGCUAUGAGAAGAUACAUGCUUGCUUGAAUGAUUGUUGUCUAUAUAGGAAGGAGCUUGAACAUGUUGAAUUAUGUCCAAAAUGUGGUUGCUCAAGAUGGAAAGUUAACCAACAAACUAAGAAAGUUCAAAAAAAAAUUCCAGCAAAAGUCUUGCGUUAUUUCCCUUUCAUACCAAGACUUAAGAGGAUGUUUGGAAUAGAAGAGAUGGCAAAACAACUUAGAUGGCACUCAAAUAAUAAGAGUUCAGACGGUAAAAUGAGGCAUCCAAUUGAUUCACUGGGAUGGGAAAUGAUAAACAGAAGGUGGCCACAUUUUGCGUUAGAUCCUCAAAAUAUUAGAUUGGGUCUUGCCACCGAUGGAUUCAAUCCUUUCAAAGAUCUUAGCUCUAAAUAUAGUUGUUGGCCAGUUAUUUUAACUAUAUACAACUUGCCUCCGUCAUCAUGCAUGUCGAAGGAAAAUUUGAUUUGCGAAGUCUACAUUUAA